GUUCAGUCUGCCAAGCAAAUGGACAGCCGACAUCCUCAAUCUUGACUCUACCAGAGCGAAGCAAGCAGCGCGUCUACUAGCUCUUGCAACAGGUGAUCAGCAUGCUAGAGCCUUGCUCAGUGCUUUUGAUCCAAGCUUUUUCCCCGAGUCGUUCACGGAACCAGCUCAGCAGCCUCCAACUAGCAUAGCAGCAGGUACAACCAACAACAAAAUCAUGGCUUGAUCUGACAACGUCUUUAUCUCUUUUGGUACACUGGGCUAUUCUAACGCAUUCAGGAAGACGAUCUUGACCAAUGUGAUCGCCUUGCACACGAUACUCGCAUGAUCAAGGUAUCAACACGACCACGACGUGUGUCCGCGGAUGGUUGCAAGUUUACUGGGAUCCAGGCUGUCGAAUCCAUUCGCAAAGCAUUGUCGAGCCAGGGAAGGCAGUACGUCAUCUUAAACGCGUCUUCCUGUCGCUUGCCAGGGCGCAAGCGAGCGGGGUUUCCAUGGCCAUCUUUCAGCACGGUGCCAAGAAGAUACAAGUCGCCGUACGUGAUGACGCCCAACAACCUGCUCAACGGUUCCUUACUGACAACAGCAGUUGUGGCACAUGAAGCGUCUGACAGAGGCUCAGCAGGGGACCGACGACGAGAACGACAUGCAGGCACUACAAGCACGACGCAACGCACAAAACGCUGCGCCAAACUGCUUCCGUCCUUGUCCAUUUCGACCCUGACAAGCCGAUCUUCAUCAAGACAGACGCCUCUGACUCAGCAACAGGCAACGAUUUAUGACAAAAGUCCGCCGAUGGCUCGAUACACCUGGUUGCUUUUUCAGUCGCACCUUUGUUCCUACGGAAAUCAGUUACCAGAUUGACGACAGGGAAUUGUCGGCUAUUGUCACCGUCCUUGAAGCUUGGCUUCAAUAUGUGGAAGGUUCCGCCCAUGCGAUCACCGUCUGAGCUGACUACAAGAAUCUAGAGCAUUUCACAUCCACGCGGUAGCUCAAUCAGCGCUAAACUUGGCCGUCUCAGCUGCUCG
Protomyces lactucae-debilis is the source of this 1025-nucleotide messenger RNA. RefSeq lists its product as uncharacterized. Bases 322 to 861 code for a protein of 179 amino acids. Lineage: Eukaryota; Fungi; Ascomycota; Taphrinomycetes; Taphrinales; Protomycetaceae. The record is from RefSeq and is a predicted model, not a curated record. The transcript has a single exon.